CCACCCUGAGGGCAUAGACAACAAAAGAAAUUGUGCGUUGGGCAACACAAGGGUUCUUGAACAGCAGAGACCCUCGCCAGAAUGUCUGAUCUCCGUAUUCUGCUGUUAAUGGUUCUGGCGGGAAAGACAGCCAUCGGGUUCUCCCUGAUGUCUUUACUCAUAGACCCGGACCCAGAUUGGACCCCUGACUACUACGAGAAUAGCUACGAGCAACACGACCAGGCAGAGAGCAGCACUAACACUCCUGCCUACCAGGAGAAUCCGGACUGGUACUACACGGAGGACGAUCCGUGCCUGUCCAACCCCUGUGAACAUGGCGGGGACUGCCUUGUCAGCGGGGACACCUUCACAUGCAGCUGUCCAGCCCCUUUCUCUGGAAACAGGUGUCAGAAUGUGCAAAACAAGUGCAAGAACAACCCAUGUGACCGGGGCGAAUGUCUCAUUACCCAGAGUCCUCCCUAUUACCGCUGCGCCUGCAAACACCCUUACAGGGGUCCAGACUGCUCCACGGUGGUUCCUCUGUGUAGGCCAAAUCCCUGCCAAAAUGGCGGCAUCUGCUCCAGGCACAGGAGGAGAACCAAGUUCACCUGUACCUGCCCUGACCAGUUCAAGGGGAGAUUCUGUGAAAUAGGUCCUGAUGACUGCUACGUUGGUGAUGGCUACUCUUACCGAGGGAAAGUGAGUAAGACAGUUGAGCAACACUCAUGCCUUUACUGGAACUCCCACCUACUCUUGCAGGAGAAUUACAACAUGUUCAUGGAAGAUGCUGAGACCCACGGGCUUGGGGAGCAUAAUUUCUGCAGAAACCCAGAUGGAGACAAAAAGCCCUGGUGUUUCAUUAAAGCAAACAAUGCAAAGGUGAAAUGGGAGUACUGUGAUAUCUCAGCUUGCUCAGCCCUAGACAUUGCUGACCCAGAAGGAAGCCCCACAGAACCUCUGACCAAGCUUCCAGGGUUUGACUCGUGUGGGAGGACUGAAAUGACACAGAAGAAGGUCAAGAGGAUCUAUGGAGGCUUUAAGAGCACAGCGGGCAAGCACCCGUGGCAGGCAUCCCUGCAGACCUCGUUGCCACUGACCGUCUCCAUGCCCCAGGGCCACUACUGUGGGGGAGCGCUGAUCCACCCCUGCUGGGUGCUUACUGCCGCCCACUGCACCAACAUAAAAACCAAACAUCUGAAAGUCGUGUUAGGGGACCAGGACCUGAAGAAGACAGAAUUCCAUGAGCAGAGAUUCGGGGUGGAGAAGAUUUUCAAGUACAAACACUAUAAUGAAAGCGAAGAGAUUCCCCACAAUGAUAUUGCUUUGCUCAAACUGAAGCCAGUGGAUGGUCAUUGCGCUCUCGAAUCCAAAUAUGUGAAGACCGUAUGUUUGCCCGAUAGUGUUUUCCCCUCUGGAACUGAAUGCCACAUCUCUGGGUGGGGUGUGACAGAAACAGGAGAAGGAUCCCGCCAGCUCCUGGAUGCCAAGGUCAAGCUGAUUGCCAACGCUUUGUGCAAUUCCCACCAACUCUAUGACCACAUGAUCGACGACAGCAUGAUUUGUGCAGGAAACCUUCAGAAACCUGGGAAAGACUCCUGCCAGGGUGACUCUGGAGGCCCUCUGACCUGUGAGAAGGAUGGCACCUACUACGUCUAUGGGAUAGUGAGCUGGGGCCUGGAAUGUGGGAAGAAGCCAGGAGUCUAUACCCAAGUUACCAAAUUCCUGAAUUGGAUCAAAGCCACCAUCCAAAAGGAGGGUGGCUUAUAAGGUGUCUUCUGAACCUGAGAGCCCAUUGUCCUGAGCACCCAGACAAGGCCAGGCCUCAUGGGCAGCACCGGACACGCUGGGAGCCCCCAGGUGGCCACACAGCUGAGGGUCCAUGCUCUGAGCAGAGACAACCGCCACCCAGCCUGGGGAUCCCUGGACCAGCAUGUCUACCGCUUUAUCAGGCUGCUUCGUGGGUAGCCCAAGAAAUGCCAGAAUCAACCCAACAGAUACUUUGUUGGCUUCCCUUCAAACGAUGGUACCUUCCAGAAAAUCACAGACCACAGUCACCUCAGACAUUUGCAAAUGUGGGAUUUCAGAACGACCGGAGCCAGUGGGAGUCACCUUGACAUCUUUAUUCCUCACCCCAGACACCCAAGACACGCCACAGACCCAGCCACCCCCUUCCAGGUUCAGACGGGGGACCAAAAAUACAACAUUCUCCGUGGCUUUCUGAGAGUCAUUGUUUUAGUAAAGGUUGCUCGGGGAUGGGCUGAUGCACGGUUUUUUCAGCUCGCUCAAACGGAAGCAUGUCUCUGGUGGGCACAUUUCCUCCGAGCCCCCUUCCCAAAAAUCCUCGGUGAACGCUGCUCACAACGGCAGAACCUUCCUCCUGUUGACGUGCAGAAUCUCCGUGGCAUCUGGGUUCACGUCCCCCCUCUGAUGAUAUGCGGGCUCCAUAGCCUCUGGCCCCCCCUGCGGAAAUCAAACAUACCUCCCUGGGUCAGAAUGAAGCUUCUGCCCAGCUCCCACAGGACAAGCAGCCUCAGAUGCCCUGGGAGCAUUUCAAAUGCUCCCCCUCCCCUGCCCUUCCCCUCCUCCACCCUCCCCAAGAGAAAGGAUCCUCGAGGCAAGAAGGAGAAAGAAGCAAAGCCAAUCUCUCAUUUAGAUGUGGCGCCUUUCUUCUGAACAAAGUAGGGUUCAAAACCCAGACUGUUGCAGCCAGCGAGUCCCUGACCCUUUCUGUGGAUGUAACGAGCAAGCAGUCAGCACAGCCUGGGCUGCCGUGGCCCGUGACUGAAGGAGCCCCGGUAGGCUUAUCUCCGCACAACUAAUGGCUGCGACUUCAGAGAAAACCCUGCAGGAAGUUUAACCCGGGUGUCAUCAGCCUGGUCAUCUCAGACCCAUGAAAUUAGGCGCCUUUCUCCAGCUGCAUUUCACACUUCUUUAGAGUCAGCUGACCUUUGGCCAAAAAUAAAGUUUGAAAAGAAACAA
Messenger RNA from Ailuropoda melanoleuca (giant panda), 2958 nucleotides. RefSeq names its product hyaluronan binding protein 2 (gene HABP2). Gene Ontology annotation, biological process: proteolysis. Lineage: Eukaryota; Metazoa; Chordata; Mammalia; Carnivora; Ursidae. The coding region runs from base 82 to 1746 and encodes 554 amino acids. Gene Ontology annotation, molecular function: serine-type endopeptidase activity. The transcript has 13 exons. The record is from RefSeq and is a predicted model, not a curated record.